UGACGUUGUGUGUGCAUGGAAGAGAGUUGCAAAGGCCGGUACUUGAAGAUUGUGGAUAGCAUUUGCACUUGGGACAUAUUUUGGCAAACUUGAGAAUUUCUUUCAAGUGCAUUUCUGGUUACCUUUUAUUAUAGAGUCGUCCACGAUACAGACAUAUCAUAAUUGGUGCUAAUCGACUGCAUAAGAGGUAUCGACGUAAGAAGAUCGGAGCCGAUUCGAUUGUCAUUGACAGUGGAAAGCAUAUUCAUGAUACUUCAACCUCUCAAAAGAGAUACUCUUUUGCAGCCGAGCUGAAAGAUACUGGAGUCAGGUGGUGGCUUGAAGGGUUCCAAACGAAGGCGCUUCGAAGGAUGUCAAACCUUCCAUUGAUGGAUGAUGCAGCUUCUAAGUUUGCUGAAGCCUUCAAACAGGAGGGACGAAAGCAGGAUGUUCUUGAUUCUGAGUUGGAGAAUCAGGCCCAAUUGGCUAACAAGGAUAUGGACGAAAGUUUCGUAGAUUCUGAAAUGCCAGAUUGCUUGGCUGGUGAGGCAGAGAAAUUAAAACGUGACGCUUUCAUUGAUGGAACAAAUACUCCAGUAACUGGCAGUUGCUCAGAUGCCACAAUUGCAGCUUCUAAGUUUGCCGAAGCCUUCAAACAGGAGGGACGAAAGCAGGAUGUUCUUGAUUCUGAGUUGGAGAAUCAGGCCCAAUCGGCUAACAAGGAUAUGGACGAAAGUUUCGUAGAUUCUGAAAUGCCAGAUUGCUUGGCUGGUGAGGCAGAGAAAAUAAAACGUGACGCUUUCAGUGAUGGAACAAAUACUCCAGUAACUGGCAGUUGCUCAGAUGCCACACUUGCAGCUUCUAAGUUUGCCGAAGCCUUCAAACAGGAGGGACGAAAGCAGGAUGUUCUUGAUUCUGAGUUGGAGAAUCAGGCCCAAUCGGCUAACAAGGAUAUGGACGAAAGUUUCGUAGAUUCUGAAAUGCCAGAUUGCUUGGCUGGUGAGGCAGAGAAAAUAAAACGUGACGCUUUCAGUGAUGGAACAAAUACUCCAGUAACUGGCAGUUGCUCAGAUGCCACACUUGCAGCUUCUAAGUUUGCCGAAGCCUUCAAACAGGAGGGACGAAAGCAGGAUGUUCUUGAUUCUGAGUUGGAGAAUCAGGCCCAAUCGGCUAACAAGGAUAUGGACGAAACUUGCGUAGAUUCUGAAAUGCCAGAUUGCUUGGUUGGUGAGGCAGAGAAAAUCAAACGUGACGCUUUCAUUGAUGGAACAAAUACUCCAGUAACUGGCAGUUGCUCAGAUGCCACAAUUGCAGCUUCUAAGUUUGCCGAAGCCUUCAAACAGGAGGGACGAAAGCAGGAUGUUCUUGAUUCUGAGUUGGAGAAUCAGGCCCAAUCGGCUAACAAGGAUAUGGACGAAAGUUUCGUAGAUUCUGAAAUGCCAGAUUGCUUGGUUGGUGAGGCAGAGAAAAUAAAACGUGACGCUUUCAGUGAUGGAACAAAUACUCCAGUAACUGGCAGUUGCUCAGAUGCCACACUUGCAGCUUCUAAGUUUGCCGAAGCCUUCAAACAGGAGGGACGAAAGCAGGAUGUUCUUGAUUCUGAGUUGGAGAAUCAGGCCCAAUCGGCUAACAAGGAUAUGGACGAAAGUCUCGUAGAUUCUGAAAUGCCAGAUUGCUUGGCUGGUGAGGCAGAGAAAAUAAAACGUGACGCUUUCAGUGAUGGAACAAAUACUCCAGUAACUGGCAGUUGCUCAGAUGCCACACUUGCAGCUUCUAAGUUUGCCGAAGCCUUCAAACAGGAGGGACGAAGGCAGAAAAUUCUUGAUUCUGAGUUGGAGAAUCAGGCCCAAUCGGCUAACAAGGAUAUGGACGAAAGUUUCGUAGAUUCUGAAAUGCCAGAUUGCUUGGUUGGUGAGGCAGAGAAAAUAAAACGUGACGCUUUCAGUGAUGGAACAAAUACUCCAGUAACUGGCAGUUGCUCAGAUGCCACACUUGCAGCUUCUAAGUUUGCCGAAGCCUUCAAACAGGAGGGACGAAAGCAGGAUGUUCUUGAUUCUGAGUUGGAGAAUCAGGCCCAAUCGGCUAACAAGGAUAUGGACGAAAGUUUCGUAGAUUCUGAAAUGCCAGAUUGCUUGGCUGGUGAGGCAGAGAAAAUAAAACGUGACGCUUUCAGUGAUGGAACAAAUACUCCAGUAACUGGCAGUUGCUCAGAUGCCACACUUCGCUGCAAACAGCGGAGAUUCCAUUCAACGAAGCAUUUUCUUGUAUACAAAGGUGCACUCCAGAAACAAUUACAGGAGAUUUGGAGCAAGCGCGAUAGAAGUCAAGAGUUUAAAAUUCUAAGUGUUGAACAUCUAACUCCGGAACCAGAUCUCGAUAUCGAGGUCCUCAUCGCUGGAAGCCAAGCAACCUCAUUCAACCCAGGUGUAAUACGAUUAGAUCUGUGGGGCACGGACAUUUACACGGACGAUUCUGAUAUAGUUGCCGUUCUCAAGCACACAGGCUUUUAUGAUCUUCAAAGCAGUACUUCUGAUGUAUUUUCGUUGAGAGCGUCCAUACGUCUCCUUCCCCCAUUACCAUCUUAUGUUGGCACGACGAGGAAUCAUAUAAGAUCUCGACGAUGGGGAGGUGGAAGUACAUGCAGCUUCAUUGUUGUCUGUUGUCAUAUUGAGACACUCAAUUUAAACGACACUUUUAGCGUAGAGAGAUCACUGGAACCUACCAAUAGAAUCGGGAACUAUGGACCGACACUUGUUCCUACAUCUGGUGGAAUUCCGGAGACAUCUAGGAGGUCUGCACUCAACUUGCAGCAAGCUUCUGUAAUCUUCCGCUACGACCUUAGCAACGAGCCCUGUGAUGCGUACACAAUGGCUUACGUUGCUGACAAAUACAAUGAUGUUGAGAAGGUGAAAGUCCAAUUUACGUCUGCACGUAUCAGUCAAGGUGAAGUGUUGUACGUGGAAACUCUGGCUAAUCGAUACGAGCUUUCAUAUGAAGUGGAUUCCUCGACUAAGAUCUCAAAGUACAGUUCUGAAUUGGAGAACGAAGGAAGGACCUCUGCUCAAGUCAAAGCUUCAAGUGAGAAUCCAUGUCAAACAUCCCAUGAUCGGAAACUAGAUGUUCAUCUUCCUCGUAACAAAUACAGAUGGGCACGAUGCAAAUUGCACUUGCCCCUAAACAAUAUGCGGUCGGAAGGAGUACCACUACCGUUGCAUUUGAAACAGGUGGUGGAAUCCAACUUAAAUUGGGAAGAUUUUCGGUGGUCGCCGACGGGUGUUUGGGUGAGAAACAAAGAGUAUCUUCUCAAAACGGCCAGGUUCGUGACCGUAACAGAGUCUGCUGAGAAAUCUAUGCUACAAACUUAAUGCUCAAGACAUGAGAUUAUGUUAUGCAACGAUUUCAAUCUACGAUGUUCCAGAGAACAGUGAAUGUAUUCUCUGCACAGUUAUGUUCGUUAUACCUCAUACAACAGAAGCCUACUAUAUAAUUGAACUUAUAUAAACCUACUAUGUAAUGGCGAACUUAUACCAUCAUCUUU
Marchantia polymorpha subsp. ruderalis is the source of this 3517-nucleotide messenger RNA. NCBI's taxonomy places the organism in Eukaryota, Viridiplantae, Streptophyta, Marchantiopsida, Marchantiales, Marchantiaceae. The record is from the annotation of a GenBank genome assembly.